CGAAAGUGAAAUUGAACCGGAUCCGUUUCACAGCCCUGCUCCCCGCCUGCCUGGGCCUGUCCCGAUUCCAGAGGAGCCUCUUGUGUCUUGGAGGCCGACGACCCGCGUUGGGAAGGGUCCCUCUCGGGGAGGGUCACGGCGGGCGGACACCGGGACAUGCCUCGGGCGCGCCAUGGACCCGAGGCAGGGGUGUUCCCUCAACAGAUACCAAACCCAUCCCGUUCAAGGCUAUGAGCACAGCAAGCUCAGACACCAGCAGCCGGGGCUGGGAUCUUAUCCUAAUAGUUUCCAGCUCCAGCAAAUAGAGUUUCUCAAGGGGCAACUCCCAGAAGCACCCCUAAUUGGAAAACAGGUACCAUCACUGCCACUGUUCCUCCCUGGACUCAGGCUAAGGUUUCCAGGACCGCCUGCCAGAGGUGGGUACUUUGAGAUCCCGGGUGUCCCCAGGGGCUUGCCUCUCAGAAGUCAGGUGCUCCCAAGAGGGUUCCAGCAUCCUUUCCCACGUGGCCGGGUUCGGCCAUGGAGCGGUGUUGAUAGGCUCUCCGCACGUUUCCAGGAACUGACUAUCAGCCAGGAUCAGGAACAAAGGAUCUUAAAGCUCUUGGCGGAGCUUGGGGAAGGGAAGGCCACCACAGCGCACGAUCUGGCUGGGAAGCUCCAAGCCCAAAAGAAGGAAAUCAAUCGAGUUUUAUACUCUCUGGCAAAGAAGGGGAAGCUGCAUCGGGAGGCAGGAACGCCCCCUUUGUGGAGACUUUCAGUUCCGGUUCAGGCUUGGAACCAGCCCAGCCAAGUAGCGAGAGCAGACAGCCAUAGCCAGGGAGCUCCAAGCUCAGACUUCAGUUUGGAAACUGAAGACAGAAGCUUCACAUCUGGCUUGGAAGAUCCUCCUGAGCCUCUCGACAUGGCUGAGAUCAAGGAAAAGAUCUGCGAUUACCUGUUUAAUGUGUCCAGCUCCUCUGCCCUGAAUUUGGCUAAAAACAUUGGCUUCACCAAGGCCCGAGAUGUGACUGCCGUGCUGAUUGACUUGGAAAGGCAGGGGGACGUCUACAGGCAAGGGACGACCCCUCCCAUAUGGCAUUUGACCGAUAAGAAGCGGGAGAGGAUACAGAUCAAGAGAAACGCGAACAACGUUCCGGAAACCACUCAAGCUGCUAUCCAGGAGACCAGAAAAAUCGCAGACCUCCCCACUUGCAAUUUACCUGCGUCAGAUGCCUCAAACAGCAUGGUCACCACAGAAAAAGUGGAGAACGGGCAGGAACCCGUCGUAAAGUUAGAAACUAGGCAAGAGGUCACACCAGAACCAAUAAAACUGAAACCGAAACCACCUGUUCAUGACAAUGGCCCCUCCAAAACAGGGUAUGUUGACUUUGAAAAUGGCCAGUGGGCCACAGAUGACAUCCCAGAUGACUUGAAUAGUAUCCACGCGGCACCAGGUGAGUUUCGAGCCAUCAUGGAGAUGCCCUCCUUCUACAGUCAUGGCUUACCACGGUGUUCACCCUACAAGAAACUGGCAGAGUGUCAGCUGAAGAACCCCAUCAGCGGCCUGUUAGAAUAUGCUCAGUUCGCUAGUCAGACCUGUGAGUUCAACCUGAUAGAGCAGAGUGGACCACCCCAUGAACCUCGACAGCUGGCCCAGCCCUGCACCAUAGGCUCUUCCAAGCCAGCGGACAGAUUGAGGAAGACAGCGAAACCAGCUCUUUUCUGGAGCAGGUUUCGGGGUAAGGUGCUUGUCUUUAUUCCCUGCUUCUCAUCCCCAAGGUUCGUUUACCAAGCAAAAGUUGGGGGUCGCUGGUUCCCAGCCGUCUGCGCACACAGCAAGAAGCAAGGCAAGCAGGAAGCAGCAGAUGCGGCCCUCCGCGUAUUGAUUGGGGAGGACGAGAAGGCAGAGCGCAUGGGUUUCACAGAGCUUCCUCUUACAGGCAGCACCUUCCACGACCAGAUAGCCAUGCUGAGCCACCGGUGCUUCAAUGCUCUCACCAACAGUUUCCAGCCCUCCUUGCUUGGCCGCAAGAUCCUGGCUGCCAUCAUCAUGAAGAAAGACUCUGAAGACCUGGGUGUCGUGGUCAGCUUGGGGACAGGGAAUCGCUGUGUGAAAGGAGAUUCUCUAAGCCUAAAGGGAGAAACCGUCAAUGACUGCCACGCAGAGAUCAUCUCCCGGAGAGGCUUCAUCAGGUUUCUCUACAGCGAGUUAAUGAAGUACAACCCCCAGACUGCGAAGGAUAGUAUAUUUGAGCCUGCUAAGGGAGGAGAAAAGCUCCAAAUAAAAAAGACCGUGUCGUUCCAUCUCUAUAUCAGCACAGCCCCAUGUGGCGACGGUGCCCUCUUUGACAAGUCCUGCAGCGACCGUGCUGUGGAGAGCACAGACCCCCGCCACUACCCUGUUUUUGAGAAUCCCAAACAAGGCAAGCUCCGCACCAAGGUAGAGAACGGAGAAGGCACAAUCCCAGUGGAGUCCAGUGACAUUGUGCCCACGUGGGACGGCAUUCGGCUGGGGGAGAGACUCCGAACCAUGUCCUGUAGUGACAAGAUCCUGCGUUGGAACGUGCUCGGCCUGCAGGGGGCGCUGUUGACCCACUUCCUGCAGCCUGUGUAUCUCAAGUCCGUCACACUGGGUUACCUUUUCAGCCAAGGGCAUCUGACCCGUGCCAUUUGCUGUCGUGUGACAAGAGAUGGGAGUGCGUUUGAGGAUGGACUCCGACAUCCCUUCAUUGUCAACCACCCCAAGGUUGGCCGAGUCAGUGUAUACGAUUCCAAGAGGCAAUCCGGGAAGACCAAGGAGACAAGCGUCAACUGGUGUUUGGCUGACGGCUAUGACCUAGAGAUCCUAGAUGGGACCAGAGGCACCGUGGAUGGGCCACGGAAUGAAUUAUCCCGGGUCUCCAAAAAGAACAUUUUCCUUCUAUUCAAGAAGCUCUGCUCCUUCCGGUACCGCAGGGAUCUACUUAGACUCUCCUAUGGUGAGGCCAAGAGAGCUGCCCGUGACUACGAGAUAGCCAAGAACUACUUCAAAAAAAGUCUGAAGGACAUGGGCUACGGGAACUGGAUAAGCAAACCCCAGGAGGAGAAGAAUUUUUACCUCUGCCCAGUGUAGUGUGAUCCGGUGACUGAUGGGUCAGGGUGUUUCACACUGGGGUGAGAGAGAGAGGUCGUAGCAUUCCUCAUCACAUUGGUCAAGGGUUUUUGGUUUUUGGUUUCCUUUUUUUUGUUUUGUUUUGUUUUGUUUUUAAAUGGAACCACAAUUGGUAACACUGAGAACUUUGGGUUCCUGUUUUUCCUGCUUUCUUUGGGAUUACUAGGCCAGGUCUAGCCAUCCCCCUUCUCUUUUCCCAAGCAGAGGGGUAGAGACCUAAGGGCAGAGAGAAGGGGUUGUUCCUUCUUUGCGCCCACUUCCUCUUCCUUCGUUUUUUCCUGUUUCCAUUCCCUUUGUGUUUGCUACACUGACCUCUUGGUCUCGAUUAGGUUCCAGUCAACAGUGUGAAUCAUGCCAGGGACUGAUGAUUUUUCAUUUGUGGAUUCUGAGGCCCCUCUGCUUCCCCUCCUCCCCUUCUGAGAUUCCUUCAUGAUCAUUAAGUUUUACCUUUUCCUCCAAGAGGGUAAAGAGAUGAACUUAAACAAUCAAUUUGGUGAAACAUUUGUAAGGGCAGGAGUUUAAAACGGCAGUCAGCUUGUUACCAGUGCCAAGCGUGAUUAGAAUCUGCAGAUAAUGCUCAGUGAUCUUCGGAUUGUGCACUUUAGCUGGCUUGGGAGGGGCCAAGAGGCAGGGAAGGCUGCUGCUUGGGAAGUGCAUCCCUUCCCCAGGUGGCAGGGAAGGCUGGGACCAGCCAGACAGGGCUAAAGGAAUUGCCCGAGCAAUAGGGAAAGUCUGCCCCGCAGGGGUGACACAGACCACUUCCUGGGGAAGCAGACAUAUCUUGGCGUGUUGCCAAGCUCCCAGCUGUCCCUCCUAAAGCAUUGCUAGGAAUUUGUCCUACCAAUGGGGGAAGUAGCGCCAUAGACCCCAACCAACUGGUAGGGAAAAAACCCAGGAUAAAUCCUAGAGGGUAAAUCAUCUCUGCUCAGAUAAUCAGGACCUAGCAGGAAUAAGGGCAAAAAAUCAUGUUGGGUCAGAUCACUGUUCCACCCAGCAUGUUUCUUAUGACAGUGACACCAAGGGAAGGUGACUAAAUCAUGGGUAAAUUGGGAGUUUUAAAAAGAAUGCCGUAAAUGUUGAUUCCUAACAGCUACAGAUAACCUGUAAUUGCACAGAUUUAAAAGUCAGAUGUCAUUUUCCAUUGAUUAACCAAGUGCUUUUGUUUUGCCUGAUAGCUUCAGAAGGUUGUUUGUGGGCGGGUCACAGACCUGAGGUCUCCCUGCCUGCUAGGGAAUCUUUAUAGGGUUGACAUUCAACAGUAGUUCUAGGUGAAAGGGCAGGUUGUCCUAAAACUCUGUGAGAUGGGACCCUUGGUCUACCCCUCAAGGUACUGUGGACUCUUGUCAGAGCCUUUGACUCUCUGUGGAGUCUGGCUCUGGGCCUAAGCCAGCCAGACAUGCUCAAGGAAAGUACAGAGGCCCUGCCACCUCCAGGCCUGAGCCUCUUUCCUCUGGAUGAUUCCUCUAUCAUUAUCUGUGAGCAUGCCGAGCCAGUGCCCUCAGAUGAUUUUCCAUCCUCCCCCACACCCCGCAAGCUACCGACUAGUUAACCCCCUGUCUGUCCCACCUCUUCAGCAGUGGAUACAUCCGCAUCCACACAUUUAUUCUUGUGGCUACCGUUCUCUCUGUACUUUUGACCAAAGUGAGAAAACGUAAGUCUUUAAAUACAUUAAGGAUACCUUUGCAGAACACCAAAGUGUCCCAAGGAACUAGGAGGGAAACAGUGCCUGUCUUCUGGGGUGGAAGGGGCCUGCCCCUCAGUCCUGUGACUCUCCUGAUGGCACACAAAAUCAGUCCUGCCCCAGGAGGCAGCUCAUCUCCCUAGUUCUUCAGGCUGGAGGGUAUCACCUACUGAUUCCUCGGCAUGUUCGGCCCCUGUGGACCGUCUUGGGCAUUGGAAUCUCCUGCAGAGCUCAGACUCGGCUGCCUCUUCUUUAACUGGGAGCACGGGUGCUCUCAAAAGGUCAGAGCCCCUGCUUGCCCCAAGAUCUUGUCUAGCGAACUUACAGUAUUCAGUUUCUGCUGUAGGGAGAGAGCAAGGCUUCCCUGUACCCAUGCAUCUGCCGGAAACAAGCCUGUGUCAGGCCCUGCGCGGCCACGCCCACCCCUGCCCCUCUGAGUCACAUGGGACAGAGGCAGAACUCCCCCCUAGAGUGUUCUCUUCACUUUUUCGUCCAAUCUUUGUUUUUAGUAAGCAAGACCUUCUUCUCCCCAGCUUUUUCUUUUCUUUUUAAUGAUCUUUGUAGUUGAUUUGUCUGAACUGUGGCUAUUGUGCAUUCUUUGAAUAAUCACUUGUAAAAACUGUCACUGCUUCAAGCUAUUUCCUUUAUCACGUUGGAGGGAUUUUGCUGGUUUUUGGGGUCUUGGUAGUGACUCCAAGAGCAGAGUGGGGAAGAGCCCAAGCGUAGACUUGGGUGCCACGAUGGGUGCAGUCAGUUUUAUGAUUCCACUUUUAUGUGUCCCUUGGUAAAAGUGACUAACAAUAUACAUUCCUCAUAAAUAAAAAAAGAGAAGAAUCUUAAUUGUUAGAAAA
This is a messenger RNA of Balaenoptera acutorostrata (minke whale), 5662 nucleotides long. It is a transcript of the gene ADAR, whose product is annotated as adenosine deaminase RNA specific. Gene Ontology annotation, cellular component: nucleolus; cytoplasm. Gene Ontology annotation, molecular function: double-stranded RNA adenosine deaminase activity; tRNA-specific adenosine deaminase activity; double-stranded RNA binding. Gene Ontology annotation, biological process: RNA processing; adenosine to inosine editing. Bases 173 to 3091 code for a protein of 972 amino acids. The record is from RefSeq and is a predicted model, not a curated record. The transcript has 12 exons. Lineage: Eukaryota; Metazoa; Chordata; Mammalia; Artiodactyla; Balaenopteridae.